Messenger RNA from Lathyrus sativus (Indian pea), 219 nucleotides. NCBI's taxonomy places the organism in Eukaryota, Viridiplantae, Streptophyta, Magnoliopsida, Fabales, Fabaceae. The record is from the annotation of a GenBank genome assembly.
AUGGCUAAUGUGGUGGAAGUGAAAGUUGGUUUGCACUGUGAUGACUGUAUCAAGAAAAUCCUUAAAGCCAUCAAAAAAAUUCAAGAUAUUGAAACAUAUAACGUGGACACAAAACUGAACAAGGUCAUCGUUACUGGCAACGUCACAACAGAACAAGUUAUCAGAGUUCUUCACAAAAUUGGAAAGAAUGCAACUCCCUUUCAAGAAGAUGCAAUUUAG